AAAUUGAUAUGGCUGCCACCUACUGGGUAUGUUAACAUUAACCUCGUGCUGUGGAGGGAUAAGGCUAGAGGCUUUGUGUAGUAAUUUUCUCCACAUUUUGUAAUCUUCAUUGUACAUUUAUACACAAACCAUGCCAGAGCUCAGUGUUGUUGACGUUGAAACUGCACAGGAGAAAGUGGUGAAAACAAAUGAUAGUGCUCAUGAAUCGGGUACAGAUUCUGACAGUGAAGAUUCUGUCCCUGAAUUGGAAGAACCAGAAACUUCUGGGACUCAAUCAACCAGUCAGGAACAGAUGGCUGAAGCAGCAGGUAUUACAGAGGAAAUGGUCAGCAAAGCUAAACAGAGCCGAAGUGAGAAAAAAGCCAGAAAGGUGAUGUCCAAACUGGGACUGAAGGAGGUGUCCGGGGUUAGUAGAGUCACCGUUCGUAAAUCAAGAAACAUUCUGUUUGUGAUCACCAAACCCAGUGUAUACAAAAGUCCAGCUUCUGAUACUUAUAUUGUCUUUGGUGAAGCUAAGAUUGAAGAUCUUAGUCAGCAAGCACAGAUGGCAGCAGCAGAGAAAUUCAAAGCUCCUGAACCAGGACUGGCUGUAGGUGAACCAACAAGAGCUGCCAUUUCACAACCAAUUGAGGAAGAAUCUGAAGAAGAUGAUGAAGAGGUAUAAGAUGAAGGAGUUGUAA
Limulus polyphemus (Atlantic horseshoe crab) is the source of this 680-nucleotide messenger RNA. Its product is annotated as nascent polypeptide-associated complex subunit alpha-like. Bases 131 to 664 code for a protein of 177 amino acids. The transcript has 6 exons. The record is from RefSeq and is a predicted model, not a curated record. Gene Ontology annotation, cellular component: cytoplasm; nascent polypeptide-associated complex. NCBI's taxonomy places the organism in Eukaryota, Metazoa, Arthropoda, Merostomata, Xiphosura, Limulidae. Gene Ontology annotation, biological process: protein targeting to membrane.